UUCAAGGUUUUGGCCUGGAAGACUUUUAAAACAGGACAAAACCCUUUCCCCAAAGCCAUCAGAGAGAUGUCCUAAGGGCAGAGAGCUGCUUCCAAGAAAUGGCUCGAAGUGCCAUUAUCAAGUGGAGACGGGGGCUCUGGGGGAUUUUGGGGUCAGCAAAUAUCAAGCAGCAACUCCGCAGAGCUGCGGCGGGGAUUUCCCACGAGGCCCCGCCCCCAGCUGAGUCACCCAACUCCAGCCCUUGACCUGCAGCCCCUCUCUGAGCGUCAGAAGCUCGCUGCUCUGAAGAUCGAGGAGUGGAAAGUGGAAACUCUGCACCAGCCCCGAGAUCUCAAGAGUGGUAUUUGCGAAACCCGGUACUUUGAUUAAAAUCCUCCUGGAAUCUGCCUUGCUUGUUUCAUACCUAUGCAAGAUUUCAUCAUGGGCAGUGGCUACUACAACAUCAUGGCUACUGUGUUGUUGGUCGUGAAUUUGGAGAGGUCAAGAUCAAUGCAGGAUUCCUGUAGCAAAUGCCCAGCUGGUACUUUCUGUGGGGGGAACAAGAGUCAGAUCUGCAUUCCAUGCCCUUCAAAUAGUUUCUCCAGCACCAGUGGACAAAGGGCGUGCAACCUAUGCAGGCAGUGUGCAGGUGUUUUCAGGACCAAGAAAAUGUGUUCCCCCACCAGCAAUGCAGAGUGUGAGUGCAUCUCGGGAUUCCACUGCUUGGGGGAAAGGUGUGCCAUGUGUGAGCAGGAUUGCAAACAAGGCCAAGAAUUAACCAAAGAGGGUUGUAAAGACUGCUUCUUUGGGACAUUUAAUGACCAGAAACAUGGGAUGUGUCGACCCUGGAAAAACUGCUCACAGGAUGGCAAGUCCGUACUUGUGAACGGGACCAAGGAGAGUGACGCGGUGUGUGGCCCAGCUUUGGCCGACUUCUCUCCGGGCACGACCUCUGCCACCCUGCCUGUCCCUGCAACAGACCCAGGUCAUGCCCCCCAGGUCAUCAUCUUCUUCCUCGCACUGAUGUCGGUUGCCGUGCUGUUCCUGGUGUUCAUCCUGGCUCUCCGCAUCUCUAUCGUUAAACAUGGCAGAAAGAAACUCCUGUAUUUAUUCAAACAACCGUUUAUGAGACCAGUACAAAGGGCGCAAGAGGAAGAUGCCUGUAGCUGUCGAUUCCCAGAAGAAGAAGAGGGAGAGCGUCAGCUGUGAGGCUGACGUCCGGGCGCCGCUGCGACGACUUGAGGAGAAUCAGCGCAGAAGCACAAGUGAUCCCACCGCCACAGAUUUCUGAACUGAAAAGCGCCAUCCUAGAUAAGACUCAGGGUUACCCUCCCCCCGGGUUUUCUCAAAAGCUAACAGGUUGGCCUUUAAAAAUGUGUCCCUUUGAAGGGGACGUGUGGGACAACGCUAGUGGUGGUAAAGGGGCAUUUUUCUAGAUAAUGUUUAA
Suricata suricatta (meerkat) is the source of this 1426-nucleotide messenger RNA. RefSeq names its product TNF receptor superfamily member 9 (gene TNFRSF9). Gene Ontology annotation, molecular function: cytokine binding; signaling receptor activity. The record is from RefSeq and is a predicted model, not a curated record. Gene Ontology annotation, cellular component: external side of plasma membrane. Lineage: Eukaryota; Metazoa; Chordata; Mammalia; Carnivora; Herpestidae. Gene Ontology annotation, biological process: negative regulation of cell population proliferation; apoptotic process. The coding region runs from base 406 to 1188 and encodes 260 amino acids. The transcript has 8 exons.